UUUUCAUUCAUUCGAGCAACACCAGCUCAGCUCCAAGUUCACCAGUCAAUAAGUAAAUCGAAUCGAAAUGGCAUUCAAGUUCGUCGCUGUACUUGCACUUCUGGCUGUCGCCAGCGCUGGUUUACUGCCCGCCGCUCAGGUGUACCAUGCAGCACCCGCCGCUCAAGUGUACCACGCGGCACCGGCCGCUCAUGUCAUCAAAGCCGCGCCAGUGGCGUACGCCGCACAGCCCGUGUUGGCCAAGGCCGAUGAAGAAUACGACCCACAUCCUCAGUACAAAUACAGCUAUGAUGUGCAAGACGCAGUAUCCGGUGACUCGAAGACCCAAGUGGAGGAACGUGAUGGGGAUGUGGUUCGCGGCGAAUACUCCCUCAUUGACGCUGACGGUUAUAAGCGCACUGUUCAAUACACUUCCGAUCCCGUGAACGGUUUCAACGCCGUCGUGAAUCGCGAACCAUUGGUGAAGUCCGUUGCUGUUGCUCCAGUUGUGAAAACAGUGGCCCCAGUUGCCCAUUACGCUGCUCCUGUUGCUCACUACUCAGCUCCUGCAGUGGUCAAAACGGUUGCUCCAGUUGCUCACUAUGCCGCCCCUGUCGCGCACGCCUAUGCGGCUCCCGCUUAUACCACCUACACUGCCGCCCACCACUAAAUGCUUGAUUUCGUAGGCUUCAGUUGAUUGACUGUUUUUGUAGUUUAAUUAAAAUUGUGAUUUUCAAAUAAAAAAUAUGUAAUAGUUAAAA
Messenger RNA from Bactrocera latifrons, 740 nucleotides. RefSeq names its product larval cuticle protein A2B (gene Ccp84Ad). The coding region runs from base 68 to 649 and encodes 193 amino acids. Gene Ontology annotation, cellular component: extracellular matrix. The transcript has 2 exons. NCBI's taxonomy places the organism in Eukaryota, Metazoa, Arthropoda, Insecta, Diptera, Tephritidae. The record is from RefSeq and is a predicted model, not a curated record.